Molecule: messenger RNA, 9569 nt
Organism: Podarcis lilfordi (Lilford's wall lizard)
Lineage: Eukaryota; Metazoa; Chordata; Lepidosauria; Squamata; Lacertidae
Source: the annotation of a GenBank genome assembly
CCGCCCCAAUUGGGCCAGGCGACGGAGGAGAGCCCCGCCCUUUCCGGUAUGGCCUGCGGCCGGGGGCGCCCCGGAGUGGGCGUCGGAGUGGUGGUCGUCAGCUCUGCCCACCCAGGAUGCGUCCUCCUCGGUCAGAGGAAGAGCGCUGUCGGCGCCGGCCUGUUCCAGCUCCCCGGAGGACACCUAGAGUUCGGGUAGGCCUGCGCGGGGCGAUGACGCCAUUCUGCGUCGUCGUCAGGCGACCUCCGCUGAGGGGCUGGGAGGCAGCAGGCCGGGCAGAAACGAGCUCUCUGGGGAUCUGCUCCCCGAUUUCAGUCACUCAGAAAAAUCUCUAGUGUCCUAAAAAGAAAGCUAAAUCAGGCCCCUAUGCUCGUGCAAACUUCGCCUUCUGGUGCAGCCCAGACCUUAUUGCUGGUAGUGAUUUCUUUGGGAACAAUAUCUUAUAUUUAUAUUUUCCUGACUUGGACCAAUCACCUCAUCUACCGCAAAAGGCUGCCGUGAAGUUAUAUAAGGAAGUAUAAAAUGUCCGCAAAGGGGGACGUGGUGCUUGUCUCAUAGGCAUCACAGUUUGGUUCCUUUCACCAGACUGAGGCAUCUUAGUACUGCACUAUGAAGGGUCAUGCUUUCUGCUUCCCCACUUUCAAAUCAAAGGUAAAGGGACCCCUGACCAUUAGGUCCAGUCAUGACUGACUCUGGGGUUGCAGCGCUCAUCUCGCUUUAUUGGCCGAGCGAGCUGGCGUAUGUGGCCAGCAUGACUAAGCCGCUUCUGGCGAACCAGAGCAGCGGACGGAAACGCCGUUUACCUUCCCGCCAGAGUGAUACCUAUUUAUCUACUUGCACUUCAUGCCUAUGAACUGCUAGGUGGGCAGGAGCAGGGACCGAGGAACAGGAGCUCACCCUGUCAUGGGGAUUUGAACCUCCGACCUUCUGAUCAGCAAGUCCUAGGCUCUGUGGUUUAACCCACAGCGCCACCCGCGUCCCUUACUUUCAAAUUAGUACAGCUCUAAUUCACCCCACUUGUGUUCAAGUGAGCUAACUCCUAGAUGUGUGCAGGGGAUUGCUUCCAAAGAGGAGUUCUCUCUACUAUUUUACUUUUAUUUUGGUUGGUUUUAAAAGAGGAUUAGACAAUUUCAUGGAGGAUAAGGCUACCAAGAACUGCUAGCCAUGAUGGCUAUGCUCUGCCUCCAUGGUUGCAGGCAGUUUGCUGCUGAAUAUUAGUUGCUGAAAAUAACAGGGAGGCGGACUCCUAUUGCGCUCAGGUCCUGCUGGCAGACUUUCAGUAGGCAUCUGGUUGGUCACUGAGAAGAGAAUGAGCCACAUCCAGCAGACUCUUCUUAUGGUAUAUUUAUAUUUAAUCAUCUGGACUGGAUGACUUCUCCCCCCUGCAAACCCAAUAGAAUUGGUCACGGCCAGUUGCUUGAGUGCAGGGGAAACACCCCCCCCAUUUUAAAUGACCUAAUGGAGCCAUGUUUUUCAUAUCUUUGAUUCUUUUGAGCCCCCUCUUCACGCCUAUAUUGUCCCUUAAAUGGGGGGGGGGAGGGCAAAGCCAUUCAAUUACCAUCUUUCAUGCGGCUUCAUGGCUAAGAAGCUGGGCUCUUACUUCAAGCAAAUAGAACUGAUUAUUGCCUUCUCAGUAGAAAUAGUUUUUCUUUUUUCUUCUUGCUGUUUAGUGAAAGCUUGGCAGAAUGUGCAGAAAGAGAGGUUUUGGAAGAGACAGCCUUGCACCUAACAAAUGUUCGCUUUGCAUCAACUGUAAAUUCUGUUAGUCUGAAGGAUAAUUACCACUAUGUAACGAUCUUAAUGAAAGGAGAGGUGGAUGUGAAUUAUGAAUCUGAACCAAGGAAUCUGGAACCUGAUAAAAAUGAAAGUAGGAUAUUAUAUUUUUUACUCUUCAGUGAGCAUUAGGUAGUUUCUGUAACCACAUUCUCUGCGUAGUAUUAAUGUAAGCUUAUAUUUUUCUUGUAUCACGUAUGAAAAUGCUGUCACAUACACUGAUUUUUUUACUGUUUUUGGUGAGAUUUAGGCUGCGAUCUUAUAAAGUAUUACCUUGGGAGUAUACUGACUAGGGUUGCCAUAUCUUAAAGAGCAAAAAAGAGGACAGCCCAAGAUGGAGAAAGAGGGGCACAGAUGCGCAGGGCCGCUGCUGCACCCACAUGCCUCUUUCGCCAGCUUGGGUUGGCAGUGGCCGGGCAUGCAGAUCAUGUGCGUCUCUUUCCCUGGUUCAGGCUGGCAGCGGCCGUGGCAUUGAGAGCAGCGGUUGCACAAGAGAAAAAUAAAUAACUCCUAAACCCAGACAUUUCCUUUAAAAUGUAAAAAUCUCCCCAGAUGGGCAUGUUUGCCCCCCAAAAGAGGACAUGUCUGGGAUUAGCCAGACGUAUGGCAACCCUAGAUUAGGCUCUAUUCUUUCCAAGAUGGGAUGGCAUUUUGAUGGGGACCACAUUGUGUGGAUGCUGCAAAAUACUUGCAUGCAUGAGUGGCACCAAGUACACAAUAAACUGGAUGGAAGCACUUAAAUUCAAAUGCAUCCUGACCCUAGGGAUGAAAUAUAUUUGGGUGUUACCUGAGCCAGGUCAUAGGACUUCUGAACUUGCAGUAUCUAUCAUCAUUUCUCUCUUUUUCUUUGUUUACAGGUUGGGAAUGGGUAAAAUGGGAAGAGUUUCCUUCAGCAGAUCAACUGUUUUGGGCUUUAUGCUGCUUAAAAGAACAAGGUUACAAUCCUUUCACAGAAGAAUUUAAUCACCUUGUGGGAUACACUGGAAAUCAUUAUGUGAAAAAAGAGUGCUAAAUUUACUUUAUAGGAAAUAUGUGUUUUUACAGAGACAUUUAUUUGUAAAAUGAAUUCUGUAUCACCUGGGAAGGGGUAGUUUUAUCUAAGCAUGAAGUCAGCUACUUCCAUGAAAUGUAGCAAUAAUCCUUGACACUAAACAUGCCACAAAAAUGCAGCAGUUUUGCAAUCAGUGUUUGUCUUUUUUGCCUCUACUCUUCAAUCUAUAAUGGCAAGUAAGAUUUUGAUGUAAUAGAUAUGCACUAUUACAAAGCAAGUGUGCAAGAGGAUGCAGUAGAGCAGCUUUCCUGAAAGCGAGAUGAGCGCUGCAACCCCAUAGUCACCUUUGACUGGACUUAACCGUCCAGGGGUCCUUUACCUUUACCUUAUUAAAUACAUGGUUGUUCCUUCCAUACCCUGUGUGAUAGCACGCUGAUUGCUUUUUGAAUGUUGUCUUUGAUAAACAAGUAUUGUGUUGUAUGUUUCAUGUUGUGUCUUCCUCACCAAAAUAAGUUUCUCUGUCUCAGUUUGGAGAGUUACCAUCAAAAACAAAGCACAGAAAAGUAGUUAAUACACAGAGUUUAGGGCACCUUUGGCUUUUCAGGUAGGAGAAACUCCCAAAUUUCCCCUUUCCAGCCAUGAAGAAAGCUAAAACACACAUUAUCUGACAAUGAAGGCUUGAAUGCCUUUAGGAAAGCAGUGAGAAAAACUUUUCUGUUGACAAUAUUUAGGAGUGACACAUUACUAGUGGGUGCUGCCAAAUCCAUAGUGACCAUUGGCACCCUUUUCCUCUCCCCAAAGGGUUUUCACAGGAAUAAUAGAUUGCUGGUGCCAGGAAUGAUUGCUUACAGAAGGUUUACCCCCCCCCCCCCGCUUCUCCCAUCACUAUUCAUCUUGGCCCCUUCCUCCAGAUUGCCCACUCCCACAAGAAAUUUCUAGACUGAGGACCACAGGAUGCCACCUAUUUUAGAGUAGCUGGCAGAGCAGUCCCCAUGACAACAGGACAUGCAAUUUUUAAAGGUGGGGCAGCAGCAACAUCUGACGACCAGAUGCAUCAGUCACCACUGCCUUAGCAAAACACACACAGUAUUUUUUAAGAUGAAGCAAGCAAUUAAAUAUAUAUAUAGGACUGCCUAACUUGAGGGAAAAGACCAGAGGAAGCGUAAAAUAUGGAGAUAAAGCAGCUAACAUGCAAUGUUGCUGCAAAGGAAAAGAAACGACGCCUGGAAUUCCAUAUACAUUGCCACCAUUAGAUAGGCAUCCCACUGUCCUACACCUUCCAGGCUGGGAUGGGCAAUUCCCCGUCCACCUCUGCUGAGGGUCUGCAUGCCUGUGGUGAACAAGGCAUUAAAGAUUAAAUGAGGUGGAAGAAGUUAAGAUACCUGCUUACAUACCUUCUCUGCAGGCCCAACAACCACCAGGUUUUGCACUAGCCAAGGGUCCUAGAUCACCCCCAGUGCUGAGGGCCUUCUGGCGGUUCCCUCACUGCGAGAAGCCAAGUUACAGGGAACUAGGCAGAGGGCCUUCUUGGUAGUGGCACCCGCCCUGUGGAACGCCCUCCCACCAGAUGUCAAAGAGAAAAACUACCUCCAGACUUUUAGAAGACAUCUGAAGGCAGUCCCGUUUAGGGAAGCUUUUAAUGUUUAAUAGAUGAUUGUAUUUUAAUAUUCUGUUGGAAGCCGCCCAGGGUGGCUGGGGAAUAAAAAAUAAAUUAUCAUCAUCAUCAUCAUCACCACCACCACAAAAAGCUGCUUUUACCAGCUUGACUUCCUACCUGCUCACCACUGAGUGGAGGUGUGCAAGAACCAGUUGGGAGCAAAACUGGGCUCCUAACUGGUGGCUCUCUCUUCCUUGGUUCUUUCAGUUGCUCUGAAGCUAUAUACCAGUCCAUGGGGGAUCCUUUGAAGUGAGGUGAAGUUCAUUUUCCUAGACAUUUCACCCAGUUCAAACUACACUUUGGCCUUUUGUCAGUGUAGCAAAUUUUUUUUUUUUUAAGAGUUGGGAUGGGGAUAGUAGUUUCCGUAAAAGGACAAAGCACUGGGCAGGGAUUUGGCUGCUGGGAUGCUGGUGGCAGGGGCCAAGUGCUGGACCAUGCUGAGGUGCAGCUCUGUGGUAUGUGAGGAAGAGCUGCGUGGCCCUGCCCACCCCUGGGGUUCCUGGAAAGCUGGCUACAAGGGAAGGUGAGCCUCAAUACUGCAGGUCCUGGAAUAUGGACAGUUGUGAGUAACAUACUGCAUGAAUUAAGUGGUGAUGCUAGUCCUCCCUAUCAGUGCUUUUUCUUUCUAAAUCACCCACUAACUCCCCCCCCCCACAGCAAGCAACACACCUAACAUUCAAAGGCUAAAUAAAAAACUGAGCAUAUAUAUACUGCAAACAACUUGAGGGUGCAAUCCAAAUACAUGGCUGGCAGCAGUGGAGGUUGGAACUGUGUAGCCACUGCCACAUCCAUAGCUGUCUCUGGCACAGGAAAAAUGUGUCUGCUAUGUGGUCCCCAGGCUAGCACAGUAGAGAGGCUGAAAUCAAAUCCAUUACCACCAUAGCAUGACCCAGCUCAGGAUCCAGUACUGGCCAAUGCCAACUCCCCAAAUGCCAUGGCAGGGAUACAGUGGUACCUCGGGUUACAGACACUUUAGGUUACAGACUCUGCUAACCCAGAAAUAGUACCUUGGAUUACGAACUUUGCUUCAGGAUGAGAGCAGUAAUCGCUUGGUGGCAGCAGCAGGAGGCCCCAUUAGCUAAAGUGGUGCUUCAGGUUAAGAACAGUUUCAGGUUGAGAAUGGACCUCCGGAACGAAUUAAGUUCUUAACCCGAGGUACUCACUGUUUACAUGGUGACAUUCAGGCACUCACCGGAAGGGUUCCUUUGCCACAGCCAACCCCCUUCCAGCACAGCCGGUUGGGAGUUAGGAUUCUUCUGUGAAUAGUACAGCAAUCUUCAAUAUCGCAUGUACAAUAGAACUCUUAGCACUGUAUCCAAGGUUUGCUUGAACAGAAAGCAGCUUGCAUAACCUAGCGUUCCCCUAUACUGCCCUGUAAAACCUCCAGAGGGCUGUAAGGCCCUACUGAAUAAUGUGCACUGUGUGUGUGGGCACUGGUGGGGUGGGGGGCUCUGGUGGGAGGGUAGAAUAAUCCAAAGUAGCGGAGGCACUUUGUGUGUGCAUUCACCUGAUUUUAGGUGCUUCUCCCCCACGCUGGCAGCAGCUGCCAGCACAGCCCCUGAUGUUCAGAAGGGUCUUCAGCCCUAUGGAGAGGCUUUUCAGAAAGAUUCUUGUGGGGUGGAGUAGGUUGAGCUGAGGAGGACUGGUUGGAUCAGCUUUAUUUUGUGCAACAAGUGGUACAACUUUAUGCCCUCCUAGUCCAUCGUUUUCAGAAAAAAAGAUGACUAGUGGUAUGCUUUUGUUUGAGGGAAAGCUGUUCAUAAUACACCAAAGUUAGUUCAAGCUUAUAUUCUAUAAACUGGUCAUAAGUUGAAUCCAGCAACUAACUUCAAAUAUCUGCAAAAGUUUAACUGUUUUCACAUUGCAUAUUCUCUGAAAAGUUAGAGAGAUGAAUCCAGAGAUUCUGUGAGUGAAAUUCUCCCCAAAUAAUAUUUCUGUUAAUGGAAAUGCAAAUACUUUCCCCAAAUUCCUUCAUGCCCUCCAACUAUCUAUUCUGACAAGGCUAUUAGGGGAAUUAGUGAAAAUUUCCUCAGUCUGUUUGCUGUCACCACCACUAGAAAAAAGCCCCUUCCACAAAUUAAAGGAUUAUCAGCUACCACUUCCUGCAGUUGUUCUUUCUAUUUCAUCUUCAAGAAUUUAUCUACACAUUGAAAUAAAUUGUGUUACAGCUGCUGGAAACAAGCUUCACUUUCUCCAAGACUGUUUCCAGCCAUAGCUGGGUUAUUCUGAAUAAACAGCAAUUCAUAAAAUAUAAUGAAAUAAAUGUCAAAGUUGUAGACAGUUUUUCCCCUUGCACUGUGGCUAUCUGGAUUGCAGAGCAGGUGCUUAAUGAUGUAUAUAAUGUGCACCAAACAGACUGAGUCACUACUGCUAAUCUGAGUCACUACUGCUGGUUGAUGAAUCUGUUGACAUGACUUCCACAUCAUCUUCAUUCUCCUUAUUAUGUCCAGGAGGUUCCAGCAUAAAGUCAUUGCUGUGAUUAGGCGGUAGCAUGUUCAUUGACAUGUCGCUUGAUUGCCAGGGAUACUGAGGUGCGAGUACAUCUAAAGGAAAAAUGAAAUGAUACAAAAAUCACACAUCCAGAUAUUUUCAUAGCAAUGUAUUUUAACAACUUGCAGUCCAUUGUUAUGCACAGUUUAGAAGUUUCACGUAACUAUGCAGUUCUUUAUUUCUAACUACAGUGGUACCUUGGUCUAUGAACAUCCUAGUUCACAAACUAUUUGGAACACAAAUACUUCAAAACUGGAAGGUGUUCCAGUUAGUGAACUUUUUCUGGAAUCCGAACAUACUCUGUUCGGGGGUGCCCUUCCGUUUUGAGUGCCACACUUCCGUUGUCUGGCAGCGGAGAAGGGGGCCGUCACGGCGUUUCCUGCAGCAGCGAGGGAGGGAAGCUGCGUGCCCGCUCACCUGUCAGCCGGUGCGCAACUCCCCCCCCCCCCCAUGCUGCUGCGGGAGGCGCGUGCUCUAGGGAGCAUUUCCUGCAGCAGUGUGGUGGUGGUGGGAUCUGUGUGGAUCCCAGUUCAGCUACUGACUGACUGACUGUGUGACUGCGGAAAUGGAUAAAAGCCCCCCCUCCAUCCGAACAAUGACUCAUCAGUGCAGGUAAUAAAUUUUAAUUUUUAUCAUCCACAAUACUGUUUUAAUUAUUUUAUAGUACAGUACAUUGAUUAUUAGGGACACGGGUGGCGCUGUGGGUUAAACCACAGAGCCUAGGACUUGCCGAUCAGAAGGUCGGCGGUUUGAAUCCCCGCAACGGGGUGAGCUCCCGUUGCUCGGUCCCUGCUCCUGCCCACCUAGCAGUUCAAAAGCGCAUGUAGAUAAAUAGGUACCGCUCCUGCGGGAAGGUAAACAGCGUUUCCAUGCGCUGCUCUGGUUUGCCAGAAGCGGCUUAGUCAUGCUGGCCACAUGACCCAGAAGCUGUACGCCGGCUCCCUCGGCCAAUAAAGCGAGAUGAGCAUCGCAACCCCAGAGUUGGUCACGACUGGACCUAAUGGCCAGGGGUCCCUUUACCUUUACCUUUUUACAUUGAUUAUUGCUUUCAUUUCAAUUGUCUUGUUAGAUAGUAAAACUCAUGUUAAAUUGCUGUUUUAGGGGUUGGUUUUAAAAGUCUGGAACGGAUUAAUCCAUUUUGCAUUACUUUCUAUGGGAAAAGCGUGCCUUGGUUUAAGAUUGGGCUUCCGGAACGGAUAAAGUUUGUAAACCAAAGUACCACUGUAAAUAUUUGCAAAUUAUGCAAUAAAACUACAUAUCAUUUCAACUGAAGACAAACCAUGAAAAUACAAGCCAACCAAAGUUAAAUGCUUAGGCCCAAUUGAUUUCAGAGGAAGAUUGGUAUAGACAUUACACAGCCUAAUGGUUGAACUGUGGUUUGCUCUCCUUCCCAUUCAAAUGCCCAUUUUGGAAUUGAGAAUGCCCUUCUGUCUCUCUCACACAAGCUAUUCUCCCUCCAUCUUCACUUUUUUCUUUUGCUAAUCACAGCUAGCCUAAAACCCUUUAAUUCUGCUUCUGACGAUGGCUUCAAUGUUAAUGCUAUACUGUUGCAAAGCACAGUUAUUUCCAAAGAGGGAGUUGUUCAAGGGAUGAGCAGGAGCUACAAUGUGGUUGUCCUGAUUGCCAUAUUAUGGUUUAACAAUUAAAUACAGUGGUACCUUGGUUCUCAAACUUAAUCUGUUCCGCAAGACAGUUCCAAAACCAAAGCGUUCCAAAACCCAGGCAUGCUUUCCCAUAGAAAGUAAUGCAAAAUGGAUUAAUCUGUUCCAGACUUUUAAAAACAACCUCUAAAACAGCAAUUUAGCAUGAAUUUUACUAUCUAACGAGACCAUUGAUCCAUAAAAUGAAAGCAAUAAACAAUGUACUGCAGUCAUACAAUCAAUCAAUCAAUCAAUCAAUCAGUAGCUGAACUGGGUUCCACACAGUCACACAAAAAAAGAGCCGCAAAAACAAAACGCUAAAUAAAUAGCAAAAACAGACAGAUCUCAGAGUAACACUCAAAACAGAAGUGUGGCACUCAAAUGGGAAGUGUAAGACUCAAAAUGGAGCACAAUCGACUUCUGAAAAAAGUUCGCAAACCGGAGCACUUCCGGGUUUGCAGUGUUUAGGUUCCAAGAUGUUUGAAUACCAAGGUGUUUGAGAACCAAGGUACCACUACACUGUUUCAAACAUAUUAAGCCACCCUUAGCUUAGUGAUUGCAUGCCAAUCAGCAGUACCAGAAUGUUAUCCACAACAAAUAUCACUUCUUUCACCAUCUUGUUUUUGUUGAUAAAACAUUUAAUAAAAUUGAAAUCAUAAAUGUAUUUUUGUUCUCCCUGUUAAAUUAGCUGUUGGCUAACUAAAGCACAUGUAUUUUCUCCAUCUCUGAAAUAAUAUACACUAUUUGAAACAGCUCAAAUUAUUUGAUUCAGGCACUGGCCAAUGGAGAAGUUUAAUUUCUCUCAUUUCCCAUUACCUGGCAAUCUGCCUGCUGCAAGUGCAUCGCCUGGUAAGUGUCCGUUGACACCAUUUGCUGAUGGGUUGUUCAUCUGACCCAGCAAACCACUCCUCAUCUCCAGAUCAGUUGGGUAUGGCCUCCUAGGGUCACCUUAAAAAUAAACAAUUGGUUUGCAAUUCUUUAUUUUAUAAAAUAGAUUUUUAUUAAAGAUUUAUUGGUU